Molecule: messenger RNA, 1044 nt
Organism: Sporisorium graminicola
Lineage: Eukaryota; Fungi; Basidiomycota; Ustilaginomycetes; Ustilaginales; Ustilaginaceae
Exons: 1
Coding region: 1-1044 (347 amino acids)
Biological process (GO): iron-sulfur cluster assembly
Cellular component (GO): cytoplasm
Molecular function (GO): iron-sulfur cluster binding
Source: RefSeq, a predicted model, not a curated record
AUGUCUCCCCCCGUAGCUACCGACGCUUCCUUCUCGCACACCUCAAACGGCGUGGUUUCGUCCACAGCUGUCGAUCCUUCCGGCACGGUUCUCGUCAUUGGCUCCAUGACCUCUGCUCAGAGCGGCGCAUACCAAAAGGCGGUCGAGGCCUACUCGGGCCGUCAAGUGGAAAUGCACAUGGUAGACCGUCUCACGGACGGCGCCACAUCGCUCAGUCCCAGCACAUACCCGCUUGCCCACCUGGCUGUGCACUAUGCCGAUGCCUCGUCGCCAGUAUUGCUCUCGAGCCUGCACUCGGCUCUGCAGCCGAAUGGCAAGAUCGUUAUCGAAGCAGGCGAGCUUGUCGAUGCCACUACUGCUCAAAGGGUCAAAGCCGAGCUGACGAUUGCUGGCUUCACCAACGUUCAGUCUGAUGUGGCUACGGGUGUCGUCACUGCGUCCAAGCCCACAUCCGCUUCCGCCUCUUUUUCGAUCGGAUCCUCUUCCGGCACAAGUUCGGCGCUUCCGCUGCGAAGGAAGCUCGGCGGAGGUGCCGGCGCCUCGGCCAGCGCCAAGAAGUCGCUCUGGGCCACCCAACCCGCCUCGGCCAACGACCUGAUCGACCAAUCCUCUCUGCUGCGCGACGCCGAUUUCAUCGCCUCCACCGCCGUCAAGCGUCCCGACUGCGACGUGGCCACGGGCCAGAGCAAGAAGAAAAAGGCAUGCAAAGGGUGCACCUGCGGUCUGCGCGAGCUGCAGGAGGAGGAGGAACGCACUACAAAUGCCAAUGUGGUUCAGCUGGAUACCGAGGACAUGGACAUGCCUGGAGCCGAGCCGUCCGAGGGUGGGAAGAGGACAGAGGUGACGGAGACUAUCAUCGGCAAAGAUGGCAAGCCAAAGACGAUCAAGCGGAUUCAGGUGGAUACCAAGGGCGCUACGAGCUCGUGUGGAAGCUGUUUCCUCGGCGACGCGUUCCGGUGUUCCAGCUGUCCCUAUCUGGGACUGCCUGCGUUCGAGCCGGGCCAGAAGGUCGAGAUUCCUGUGGGCAUGGACGACGACAUCUGA